UCCGGCGCGGCCGCGUGUGUGCGUGUGUCCGCGCGCACGCUCUCAUUGAUGCGUCGGUGUGGGGGGGCCCGCCGCGGCGCGGCGCGGCGCGGCGGGGCGCAAUGGCGGCGCGCGGCGGCAAGCGGCGUUCACACGUUCCCGUCAUCCACUUCGGCGGUACUACCCGGCUCGCCUCGCAGUCGAGCGUCGUACGUUGCGCGGUGCGCUCGCCGACGUGUUCGCUCGGUGUCUCCGGUGCCCGAUUCCGGUCCGCGACGGCUGUCCGCGCGCAUCCACACGCACGCUUGACGUAGAGCCCUGGUGUGUCGACUCGGCGACGGUGCACGCGUCAGUCCGUACGAGAGUGUCAGUGCGAGUCGGAGCGCGAGCGGGCGAGAGAGAAAGAGAGAGAGAAGGAGAGAGCGAGAGAGAGCGAGAGAGAGAGAGAGAGAGGAGAGAGAAAAGGGAGAUCGUACGAGCGGAGGAAAAAGAGAGUGCGCGGCAGGAAACGCAAGUGCUUUUUCGCCGCAGUGCCAAGACGGAUUUAAGAGGCGUCUCGGAUCUUGGGAGCCGACGAUCGUUACGCGGCUCGAUCCCGGGAAUCGGCGCGACGGAUCCGGACGGGUCCUUCGAAGGGGCAACGGAGGCGCUCCACGACGUGCGAAGCUCCAACGGCGCGCGAGAAAUUACGAAGGAAAGUGUCGUGAAACGUAACGUCGAACUUAAACGGGAGUCGCAGUUUCCAUUUCCGCGUUCCAUUAAUAAAUGAGAGAAGUGCCCGCGGUUCACGCGAUAAGGUAAACCGCGAUGGAUCGCGUUGUGCUGUGAACAGUGCACGGGAGGAGGAUCAACCUGGGGAGACUGUCGUCGAAUGGAGCCUCUUCCGAAUCACGAGGAUGCGCUCGAGCCCACGAAAUGGUGAAAUGAUCGUGUACAUAGUGUGUCGCGGACGCUGCAGCGAUUUCUAAGAAGCAACUGCCCAAGUCUAAGAUGUACCCCGCGCCGGCGAGACAUCCCGCCGCUCCCGGUGGCGGCGGUAGCGGCGGGGCUGCUGGCGGGCUGAAAUUCACGGUGGCGGACACUUGCGAGAGGAUCAAAGAGGAAUUCAAUUUCAUCCAGCAGCAGUACCAUUCACUGAAGCUCGAGUGCGAGAAGUUGGCCAGCGAGAAGACCGAGAUGCAGAGGCACUACGUUAUGUAUUACGAGAUGUCGUACGGCCUCAACGUUGAAAUGCACAAACAGACGGAAAUCGCAAAAAGGCUGAACGCGAUAAUCGGGCAAGUGCUUCCGUUCCUGGCGCAAGAGCAUCAGCAGCAGGUGGCCAACGCCGUGGAGAGGGCGAAGCAAGUCACCAUGUCCGAACUGAACGCCAUUAUCGGGCAGCAACAGCAGCAAGGUCUCCAGCAGUUAUUGCAACAGAUCCAUGCGCAGCAACUGCCCCACGGUGCGGUGGUCGGCGGUCUUCCGCCGAGCGGUCUGCUGUUCGCAGGUGCGGCCGCGGCGGCCGCAGCCGCGGGUGUGCCGCCGCACUUGGCGCCGCCGCCGCAUCCCGCGGCCGCGGCUGCGGUCCAGGCACAGGCGCAAGCGCUGCUGAAGCCUGCCGAUCUACAGCAGCAUCGCGCGGCCGCGGAGACGCCCGAGGACCGUAAGCCGAUCGCCCUGCCGGACGAGAGGCUCGGCCACCGCUCGGUCUCUCCGCCUGAGAAAUUUCGCAGCCGCACGCCCGACCUCGAGAGCGACUCCAAGAGGCGGAAGGAGGAGAAGCUAGGACACGAGAGCGACGCCGAGAAGAGCGACCAGGAUCUGGUUGUCGAUGUGGCGAACGAGGAGGCGUCGUCGCCGCACGCGAACGGGGAGCACUCGGACCCACGUGAAAACGGCACCCUGGAGAAGCUGGGCGCACCGGGCCACGUUGGCGGACCGGUAUCCGGCGCGGGCUCGGCAUCCGUAAAGGACAGGCCGCCGUCGCGCAGCGGCAGCUCCUCCGCCCGUAGUACACCGUCUCUGAAAAGUAAAGAUGUCGACAAGCCGGGUACACCUGUGGCGGCGGCGAGGGGCUCGCGCAGUUGUACGCCAACUAUGGGCGGCAUCCCUGGGUCCUUGGCGCGGGUCUAUCAUCCGCCAUCGUCGCAGCAAACGCCACCGCAGGGUUAUCAGGGCUUGCCAUCCCGCGGCAAUGAGCCACCGCAGUCGCCCUCGCCAUACAGCAACUUGCCAUACGCGCGGCCCUCCAUGAUCGGUUUCGACGGUCACAUGAGGAUACCCGCGAGUAACGGGCUGAACAACAUCGCAGGUGGCAAACCGGCGUACUCCUACCAUAUGAACGGCGAGGGCCAGCUGCAGCCCGUACCAUUCCCCACGGACGCUCUGGUAGGGCCGGGCAUCCCGCGUCACGCGCGUCAAAUUAACACCCUGACGCAUGGCGAGGUGGUCUGCGCCGUUACGAUCUCGAAUCCGACCAAGUACGUCUACACCGGCGGCAAGGGUUGCGUCAAGGUUUGGGACAUCGGCCAAAGUGUCGGCAGCGCCAGCGUGAAACCAGUUUCGCAGCUGGACUGUUUGCAGCGUGACAAUUACAUUAGGUCCGUGAAGCUUCUGCCGGACGGAAGGACCCUGAUAGUCGGCGGGGAGGCCAGCCAGCUGAGCAUCUGGGACCUGGCGAGUCCCACGCCCAGAAUUAAAGCGGAGUUGACCUCGUCGGCGCCCGCGUGCUACGCCCUGGCGAUCUCGCCGGACUCGAAGGUCUGCUUCAGCUGCUGCAGCGACGGCAAUAUCGCCGUGUGGGACCUGCAGAAUCAGACGUUGGUCAGGCAGUUCCAGGGUCACACGGACGGCGCGUCCUGCAUCGACAUCUCCGCCGACGGGUCGAAGCUGUGGACCGGCGGCCUCGACAACACCGUGCGCUCCUGGGACCUUCGCGAGGGCAGGCAGCUGCAGCAGCACGACUUCACCUCGCAGAUAUUCUCCCUCGGUUACUGCCCCACCGGCGAGUGGCUGGCCGUCGGGAUGGAGAACUCGAACGUCGAGGUACUCCACGCCACCAAGUCCGACAAGUACCAGCUGCAUCUGCACGACUCUUGCGUGCUCUCGCUGCGUUUCGCCUCCUGCGGCAAGUGGUUCGUCUCGACCGGCAAGGACAAUCUGCUGAACGCGUGGCGUACGCCGUACGGUGCUUCAAUAUUUCAGUCCAAGGAGUCGUCGUCGGUGCUGAGCUGCGACAUUUCCGCGGACGACAAGUACAUUGUGACCGGAUCCGGCGACAAGAAGGCCACAGUAUACGAAGUGAUUUACUAAGCCUAUUCCUAAAGAAAGAGACUUGCCUUUCCUCCUUUAAUAAUGUUAAAAUAAUGAACUUCGUUAAUGUGUAUUCUAUCCUUUCGCGAGGAAGGAAGGCGCGAAGAGCCGCCGCAAGUGGGAGAAACUCUCGGCGGCCUUUAGAGCCCGUGCGACUGAUAAAUGUGUACAUAUACGCGAAAUCUUGUAUUGUAACGGAAUUACAAAUAGAGGAAUGAAAAACCGAAGUGUGUGUGUGUGUGUGCGUGUGUGCGCGCGCGCGUGUUUAUGAAUGAACGGGAUCAGCGAUGUAUAGUAAUCACGUGCACGCGCGCGCGCACGUCCCGAUUUCACGAGUGCGAGCCCCGAUACUCCCGAUUCUCCGCCGAUUACGCGAUAACGUACGCGUGUACCUGCGCGCGGACGGGACUUCUAUUUGUCGCGUGUAUACAACGAGCGUACGCGUUGACGAUGGAACGGCGUUCCAUCCAACCGGAGCGAUUCGCAUACGCACUAAAGUAAACGAGAAGAGCCUUCGCAAACGGUGAUGUUAGAUAUACAGGGUGAUUCUUGAUUGCACGCCGGUACCGGCUCCAGAUAACAAGUUUAGAGUUCGAAACGAGGAAGAGAUGCGCCGUACGAGCACAACUCAUUUAGCUUUUAUCUCUUUUGAGUAAUAAUUCUUUUUUUUUUUAAUAUAAGUUUCAAUGUAUAAAAAUGUAUUUCGAGCGCUCGUUCCCCGCUGUGAUACACGUACACGCUACGUUCUGAUACAACUCGAUGUUUACGUAUUACGAUUUUGCGCAUAUUGCGAUUUUAAAAAAUAUUGCAGCACGCGUUGUGGCGGAAGGCGAACACACUCUUCACUUUCUUUAACUCGUAUAACAUUAUUUUUCCUUUUUGGAUCCUAGAUCUCUAAAGUAUCAACGAACAAUUAAGUUUCACCUUAUAUAUGAUCUUGUAGUUACGUAAAUGUAGGAUUGUAACGCGCCUAAAGUGGACGGCCGAUAAAGUGGUAAGGCAUCAACUUGCGGUAGACCUGGCCUACUCACCGAAAAAUCGCAUUACGCUUUUUAGUAAACGGAUAUGUGAUCGUCGAGGCAUCAUUUCGAAUUUCUGUAACCGCUGUAUCAUGAAACGAAUCGUAUUUCCUUCUUAUUACCCUCCUGAACGGUAUAAAGAUACGGAGAAGUCUAGGAGAUGUUUAAGUGGCAUUUAACAAAUGUAGGACGUUUUCUGUGCGUUCCCACGGCAUUUUUUCUUAAAGGCGUGAUCGGCGCGGACUUUUAUUAUCGAAAUAAACGCCAUUUCGACUUAAAGCUAUGAAUAAUCGCGCGGAUCGUUGGACUCUUGACUCGGUUCGGUAAUCUCUUAUUUCGACGAGGGAAAAAAAUUACGCUAUAUCGAGUAGUAAUUUGCCGUGCGAGACGAUGGACUUCGAGCCGUCUCCUGAUCCUGUCGGUGUCAGUAUCAAUGUCACGACGCCCGUCACUGUUUGAAAUAGCCCGUGACAUAAACUAGUUUAUGAACGAAUACCUUUUUUGCAUCGUAAAUAUAGUGCGAUACCUACGUGUAAUAAUCGAAUUUCUACGUGAUAUAGCGCGUAUGCGUGGCGACGAAUGGCAAAUACGAAUCCCUGUACAGAAUCCUUGUACAUAUUCGACGAUUGUGAUUAACGAUUAUAACGAGACGCACGGUGUACGUCGCUGUACGACGUACACCUGUACUCUUUAAAUAUACCUAUGUAAAGUACAAUCCCCCUCCCCCGCCCCCCCCGUGCACAAUCGAAACAAAACUAUUUCUCUACUUUAAUUAGGUAAUACUCGACACGCGGAGAUCAAUAGAAGCGGAGCAGCAGCGUUUCGUCGUGACGUUUAAUAUUAGUUAAAUAUCUACUAAUUAUUCUUUAAUAAACUCGACGUUGCACAGAAUUGAAAUCACGAUGUCCUUAUGUUAAAAACAAAGAGAAACUGAUUAGUCUAUGAUAAUUGAGACGUUUAGUCCGAUUGUAAAAUAUAAUAAAAAGCGAAUUUCGUAAAAUUCCUGCUUUCGAUUGAUCUUCGUCCAAAACUUAGCCGAAUGAAAUUCUCGACAGGCAGACGAGCGCGAAUUGCAUUACCGAGAUGAAUAAAUUCGUGAGACCAUGCGGCCCUUUCUAUUGUGUUCUUGACAUGCAUUAAAACCGAAUGAGACUUUGAGAAGAAACAGGUGGUUACUUUAUUUGAGCUUGGUCGGGAUGAAAGUGAUUCUCGCGGCUCUCGUCUUGCUGGCGAAUACAAUGACGAAUUGAGAGUUUGCAUUAAUGCAUUAUAUGUAGGGAAAAAGAUACGUCAUGUAACUAAUGAUGACGUAUCCGCAAAGUUCUUGAGGAAAUAAAUAAGGAUCUAUUCCAUUUUUCCCCCGUCGCAUUUUUAGCAAUAAUAAUAUGGGACAAAUUUU
Molecule: messenger RNA, 5691 nt
Organism: Vollenhovia emeryi
Lineage: Eukaryota; Metazoa; Arthropoda; Insecta; Hymenoptera; Formicidae
Gene: gro
Product: protein groucho
Exons: 16
Coding region: 970-3273 (767 amino acids)
Biological process (GO): regulation of DNA-templated transcription; negative regulation of canonical Wnt signaling pathway
Cellular component (GO): transcription regulator complex; nucleus
Molecular function (GO): transcription corepressor activity; protein binding
Source: RefSeq, a predicted model, not a curated record